Penicillium brevicompactum is the source of this 426-nucleotide messenger RNA. RefSeq lists its product as uncharacterized. The coding region runs from base 1 to 426 and encodes 141 amino acids. The transcript has 2 exons. The record is from RefSeq and is a predicted model, not a curated record. NCBI's taxonomy places the organism in Eukaryota, Fungi, Ascomycota, Eurotiomycetes, Eurotiales, Aspergillaceae.
AUGACGAGCACUAUCCAGAGGAUCCAGAGGCGUGCAGCUCAGAUCAUUACAGGCGCUUUUCGGACAACAGCCGGUGCGGCGGUGGACGUAGAAGCUCAUCUUCUCCCGGUGCAGCAACAAUUCGAGCAAACAGCAUUGGAGGCCACGAUGCGCAUCAGAACCGCCCCGCUAUACGUGCAGCUUGACCGGCUCGAAAAGCGUAUACCGCAUGUGGUGCCGCCAUGGUGGAUCCCACCGUUCGUCGGCAUCAAUGAGUCUGCAGAGGAGGCAAUCAAGGACCGGCCCGUCGAUCUAUCUGCCCUUGUCGACCCGGGCAAAGCUGGCACCAUCUGGCCUGUGGAAUGCGAACGCACGGUGACUUUCGCUAAGGAGAUUGACGUGAUGCAAGCACAAGAACGUUUUCCUCGAAUAAGAUGGUGCGCAUAA